Molecule: messenger RNA, 566 nt
Organism: Engraulis encrasicolus (European anchovy)
Lineage: Eukaryota; Metazoa; Chordata; Actinopteri; Clupeiformes; Engraulidae
Product: transmembrane protein 196
Exons: 4
Coding region: 1-549 (182 amino acids)
Source: RefSeq, a predicted model, not a curated record
AUGUGUACCAGCCGAAAGAUCAUCUGGGCUCUGUUGGUUCUCUCGGUGUUGGAGAUAGGACUCGGCGUCUCCAACAUUGUCUUGGGCGCGGUGGGCAUCAGUCGGGUACGGCCCGGCCAGAAGACGCAGCAAGGGGAUGUUUCUCCAGUCUGGAGCGGGAUGUGUUUUCUCAUAUGUGGCCUGUGUGGGAUAUUGUGUGCGAAGAAGAGAACCGGCCUUGUCAUGAUCCUCUUCUCCGCGUGCUGCAUCUGCGGCCUGAUCGGCGGCAUCCUGAACUUCCAGUUUGUGCGCGCGGCGGUGAAGCGUCCGGGCGCACUGCCCUCGCUGCAGGUGGCCGCCAUGUCCCUCAGCUGCCUGGGCAUCAGCAGCUGCACGCUGUCCACCUGGCUCACCUGCCGGCUGGCCAGCACCGAGCAGCAGCGCAUGUUCCUGGAGCGCGAGCACUCGCUGCACCACUCGCACGAGAUGGCCGAGAAGCAGGAGACCCUGGACAACUCUAGCAAUGGGAUCCCCCAGAUUUCUUACAAUGGACGAACCGCGUCUCCCUGACGAUGUGGAAUGCUGAC